AUGGGGGACAGGAUAGGGGACUGGAGGGGACAGGAUAGGGAACAUUAUAGGGGACAGGAUAGGGGACUGGAGUGGGUAAGGUGGCAGAGCCAGGUUGCUAAAUGACAGUAUGACAUGCCCCAGUGCCAGUCCUUGCCAGUCCUUCAAAAACAAAUAAAAACAUUAACUACGCCACCCAUUUGCAUAGUCUUGGCUCCUGACAGAAGAGGAAAAUCCUGACAAUGAUAAUGACACUAUUAACAACUCAGCCAGUAUCUCAUGAGCCAUCGCAAUCUGUGAGACUGAGCUCAGGCCAAGAAAUGUGUGGCAUAGUUUUCUUCUUUCAUUGUUUGGCUCGGCGUGGCACAGAGGAAAGGCUAAUUAAACAAUCAUUGUACAGCAGACCCGUGGAGUCCCCAUCCUCCUGUCCUGUUGACUUUGUCAUGCCGCUCAUCCUCUCUCUACUACAAAGCCCCUCGUCUGAUGCCAUGCUGGGAGAAGGACCUUUGUCACACACUGUUGGUCCUCCUAUCGCUCUCUCUCUCUCUCUUCUAUCUCUGUGAGAUGAGAGAGUCAACAUCAAAGCAGCAGGCAAAGAGAGCAGAGCACACAGAGACCGAAGCUGACUUUAUUUACCAUUUAGACAGAGUUAAGUCUCACGCUGAGCAUAAUGUGUCUGAUUGUGACUGUGAAUAGCACCUGCAAUGCAGGGAGUCGUAAUUUGGAAUCGUUCCUCCAAGAGAGAGAUGAUCAAAGUUUUAGUACCAGCCAAAUGGAACUGGAACUGGCAGAUGUUUGAUUCUAAUGAGUACCUGUGAAAAACAAUCACUAUUUUUCAAUGUUACUAUUUUUUAUAUGUUACUAUUGUUCAAUCAUCAUGUAGAAGAAGAUACAUCUGUAAAGAAUGCAUCAUCGCAAGUCAUGACUGUUCCUACGGCAACCAUGCAUGAUCUUAUCCUUGGGUUCUCCGUCCAAUGACCACAGUGAGACCACACCUCAGCUCAUCUCACUGAUAUUCCUCCUGUAACAGUGACCACAGGGCAACCAUGCCCAGUCUCCUGCCACAGUCUCUGCUGCUUCACCAUAGAGCACGCUUAGACCACACCCUGUCUGUCCCCCUUCCCUUCAGCAGUGGCAGGGAGAGAGCCAUGCGCAUGCGCCAGCGCUGGCCGACAUCAUAGGCGGAGGAGGUGUAGGGGAGAAAAGGGGGUGGGCGCUCAGUCACACCACUCAGGAUGGAUGUUUCCCAUCAUGCAGCUCAAUCAGCCACCCAAUGAUUAAUUUCACAGACACUUGGGUAAUUAUAGGAGUCUGCUCUUCACCUCUGGGAUGAAACUGUGUGAGGGAGUGAGGGAGGGAGGGAGGGAGGGAGGGAGGGAGGGAGGGAGGGAGGGAGGGAGGGAGGGAGGGAGGGAGGGAAGGAUAGAGUGAGAAGUGAGUGAGUGACUAAAGAAAGGAGAGAUUGAGGGAGAGCAGAGACAGAGACAGAGGAGAGUAAAGAGGGACAAGAUGAUUAGGCUAUUUUGGGAGAUGGUAUCAACUGUCUUAUUAGGGGGAAACAGUAUUAUCGGUUACUAUGAAAUUAAGUGGAGUAAUUGUUUGUGUGACCUUGUUGUAAUACUAACAAAACACGACUAAUGCGAGGAAAUAAACAGAGGAGAGAAAAUAAACGGCAGAGAAAACCUGAAGGACAAGGAUGAAGACAAAGAGCAUGAAAGCAAAAGUGUGGAAAUUAGAAGGAGGAAAGGGUUUCAGGAGGAGACAGAAAAGGGAGGGAGAUCUGUGGAGAGAAAAGGCUGCUGGAGGGGCUAGUCAUGGCAAGAGUACAAGCUCCCCCUGUUGGUGGAGUCGACACUGACAACACAGCCUCUACCUCAGAGAAUGGAAGCUUCCUCUUCAUUACUCCACCAAUGCUGACAGACCUUUAAAAAACACACACACACACUUAUUCAAGCAAACAGACAUUUUAUUGUCUCACGAUAUCGCUAUAAUCUAGCUGAAUAACACAUUACACAAAUAUAAUAGGUUCUCUCAUUGGUUCCCUGCUGACCAAUCGAAGAGAGAAGAAUGAUGGAAUAGGAUUUCAUUACAUUUUUAUAAACUCCACAGUUUUCAGUGUGGUCAAUUAAUACGUGAGAGUGAAUUAAGUAUUGAUUAGGAAGACAAUUUAAAAAUGAAAUACAAAUUGUUUGGUAUAGCUGCUGCGUGACUGCAUGGGAGAAUUAAUCUGAGGCGCAGGAGCCGUUUCAGUCUACCACAGAGAACUCUUUCACACAGGUAGAAAAAAACUACAUCAUUCAAUGUUCUAAAAGGACACUGGAGUGUGUUCUGAGGUGGGAAUCUAUGUAAAUAAUACUCAAAGGGGUAAUUAAAACACUUAAGGUGGAGUUCAAAGAGGUGCAAUGGGUUCGCACUAAAAAAUAUGUCGCAUAAAGCUUACUACAUUAUUCAAUGUUAAAACGUUUUUUACUGCAUCAGGGAUCGUGUACACAGUCGGUUCGGCUUUACAGCCUUCUUCAGUGUGUAGGUGCAAUUUUCUUUAAUUCAAAACAGCAUUAGUACAGAACAACAGAUGAGCAGCAGGUGCUUGUCUGAAUUCGCACCAGCCAAGCUUCUGGGAGAGCGAGACGGUUCUCUUUUGCGGAGUUGAAUUAACCCUCUCUCUUCCACCUCAUUCCAUCCUCCUCUUCCUGCACCUCCUCCCUUCGUUCCCUCUAGCUCUCUCUCUGUUGUGACUCUUUUUUCCUGGUCCUGAGUGCUGUGUGCAGAAAUGCAACGCUUCGUUAGAAAUUCCAAGGCUGUGGUGAGCAGGUGCACGGCCAUUUUGAGAAGCGCAAUUUAUGGGCUGCUCCUGAGCAGGAAAACGCAUUCAAUAAUGUGCUGGGAAGAUUGAUCCAUCCCCCACACAGGGCUGGGCAGGCGACGUGGGGCGUGGGGGGACAGAGGUAAUUUACACAUGCCAAACUCAGCAGUUAGAGCCUUCAGAGAUAUACAAAUCCCUUGUAUUAGUAGUUCUAAUCCAUUUAAUUACAGUUUAAACUUUCCAAUCUGACAAGGGGUUGGCGAUGUAGCCCAUGCAUUGUAAGGCUGGGAGUGGGACGCUGGCUGGCUGGCUGUUUGCUCUGGGACUUUCCACAGAGGGGAUCACAAACAGGGACCGUUGGAGUGAAACAGACACCAUAAUAGUCACAUUCUCACUGUCUACUGCACUGUUUGCUGGGACAUGGUUCGGUGGUGGAGUUGUUUGUACCUUCGUAAGUUAGUGACGCACAAAAGUGCACAAUCAGUGACACAUAACAUACACGGUCAAUGACACAUCAGAGUCCCCAUUACCAGCACACCUGAGUACAUCCAGAUGAUAUCACCCAAACAAAAUGUACUCAACCCCAUAGGUGUUUAUUUGUUUUCAAGACACAUUCCCCUUCAAUGUCAAUGUCUACACUAUGUGCUAGGUGAUAUCUAGAACCUAAAAGGAUUAUUCAGCUGUCCCCAUAGGAGAACCCUUUGAAGGACCCUUUUUUGGUUCCAUGUAAAACCUUUUGGUUCCAGGUAGAACUAGGCUUUGGCGAUAUAACGUUUAUACUGUAUACCGGGAGUAUUUGGAAAUACAGACGGUAUGAUUUUCAAUAGUGUUUAAAUUUGCUUUGUUGUUGUUGGUUUUGUUGUUGUUUUUUGGGGGUUGGGGGCACCCUCGCCUUGCGUGCUGCGUGCUACGCCACUGCUUAUAACCAUAAGUUAAGUAUAACUAUAAGAAAUCUAAGAUGUGUCAAAUAAAUUAUAUCCAGCUCAGGGCUCCAGCUAUGCAUUUGGUUUGCUAACUUGCUAGCUAAGUGGCUAGAUGUCAAGAUCAAUCUUCUUCGUUACAGCAGAUGCAUUCAAUCCCCUCCUGGAUCAAGAUUUCUGUUGUCUAAAUUGUUUUUAGAAAUAGCGCCUCUUGUGUAAUAUCAUAUACCCCGGAAUGGUACAGAAACGGUUUGAUAGUAUGAAAAUCUGGAUACCGCCCAAUCGUAGGUAGAACCCUUUUGGGUUCCAUGUAGGAGCCUUUUCAAAGAAGGUUCUACAUGGAACCCAAAAGAGUUCUAGCUGCAACCAAAAAGGGUUCUACCUGGACCCAAAAGGGUUAUCCUAUCGGGACAGCCAAAGAACCCUUUUGGAACCCUUUUUUCUGAGAGUGUAUUAGAUUACCAACCACAACAACCACAUAGUACACAGUAAAUAACUUCAAAAAGCUUUACCCUAAAAUCCCCUUCGCAUUCUAAACCCAGUCCUCUCCCUGAGCAUGGGCCCAUGGGGCAGACCCAGGCAGACCCAGACACUGAUCCCCUGUGUGUCCCAGCCUCUGUCAGCUCAGCUCAGAGCUACAUGGGCACCCUGGUCUCUGGAUCUACUACAGAGGGCCUGCUAGAUGUGUGAGGCUUCGGCCUGUGUUGACAGAUGAGAUACAAAUGCAGGCUACAAACAGCAGCAAGCCACAAUGGACUAAAACCAAACAAUGUCCUGGAUGACAGUCUUCAACAGAAGAGAGCAGCCAGUCAGCUUCUCCCCAGUCAGACAACAAUGCUGGUGUCUCUGUAAGAGGCACAGUGUAUGUCUCUAUAGCACAGUACUCUGAACUAUUGAGGAGGGAAGCAGGAGGAGACAUUUGACAAAUAGGGCCAUGGUUUUUGACCUGUUUUCAAAUUUUUACUCCCCAAGGCCUGAGGGGCCUCCAUCUUUUGCUUAACCAAAUGUCCUUGUACAGAAGCAUAUUGACAGAUUCUCUAACAAUGUCACGAAAAUUAUGCCCGCGCAUCGCAGGGGUAGAAGGCCGUGUGUUAUGAUUCUGAAUGGUCAUGGCUAACAACAAUGACAAGAAGCUGCCAUGUGGGGAAUUGUAGGUGGCUUGUUUCAGCUGUUUGUAUCUUGUUGUAGAUAACAUGCCUUGUUUUGAUAUCCUACGAUUCUAAGCCAACCCUGUCUGUUUUGCCCCGAAGAUGGGUACACAUUGGUUUUGUUGCUAAACAACACACUUGUCUAUAAAGGUGAGAAGUGAAGGGUAUAGGUUCAAAGGAUCUGGGAGGGACGGGGCAUGGGAUUGGAGGUUGGGUGGAGUAUUGACAGGUAGGUUUUGUUGACACAUUGGUUUUGUUGCUAAACAACACACUUGUCUAUAAAGGUGAGAAGUGAAGGGUAUAGGGGACAGUGUGGUGACUCCUCUUGGUGAGUUGCAUGGUUCAAAGGAUCUGGGAGGGACGGGGCAUGGGAUGGGAGGUUGGGUGGAGUAUUGACAGACAGGCAGGACGAUAAGGGCAUGGGAUGGGAUGUUGGGUGGAGUAUUGACAGGCAGGCAGGCAGGCAGAGCAGCAGGCUGCCGGACUUACAUGAUAUACAGCCCUGCAUAACCAGCUGCCAGGCCCAUAAAUCUAAGGCCCCUCACUGCCACACUGACUGUGAUCUGGUGGAAGUUACUCUGCUCAAAUGUCACCCUGAAGAAGAACACUCUCACUGUGUAAGUGCAUGAGGAGGACAGACAUACUCCCAGCCCCACCCAUACAGAUGACACCCUAACUCAGAGGACACUUGGAGACCCUCCCACUCAACACAGCCACAAUGAUGAUGAGCCAGCAGCACAGACAGACUCCUCUGCUCACACCACUAUCUGCUGGCCGGGACUCAUUUGUCAAAACAUCAAUUUCCCUAAGGGUGGUAUGGUCUCUGUGGAGAAGACAAGGCAGGGGGUUGAGUAACUUUGUUCCUUACUGAGACCACCACAGAGGCAGCUCACCCUCAGAGAAAAGAGAGAAGAGGAGGGGAGGAAGAGGAGAGGAGAGAGGAGAAAGAGGAGAGGAGAGGAGAGGAGAGGAGAGGAGAGGAGAGGAGAGGAGAGGAGAGGAGAGGAGAGGAGAGGAGAGGAGAGGAGAGGAGAGAGAGAGAGAGAGAGAGAGAGAGAGAGGGAGAGGAGAGGAGAGGAGAGGAGAGGAGAGGAGAGGAGAGGAGAGGAGAGGAGAGGGAGAGGAGAGGAGAGGAGAGGAGAGGAGAGGAGAGGAGAGGAGAGGAGAGGAGAGGAGAGGAGAGGAGAGGAGAGGAGAGGAGAGGAGAGGGUGGAGGGGAGAAAGAGGAGAGGAGAGGAGAGGAGAGAGAGGAGAGGAGAGAGAGCAGGCAUGGUUCUCUCUCAGGGGAGGCCAGGGUCACACAGAGACACACAAUGCAGAGGUCAGAGUGCACAGUGGAGCUUUUCUUGUAUAAUUGUAGCAUUUCCCUCAGGGCAGGUCAAAUCACAGCAACAUGUUCCAUCAUAGCUUGCUGUGUUUAUUUAGGAGAGGGAUACGUGAUCUUCCACAGCACAAAAAUCACCUGGGUUUUAGUGCUUGUUCAGCGAAAGUCCAUGUUCUUGAGCAAUAUAAUUCAGAUUACAAUUCAGAAUGACAGAUAUACUUUGGAUGUAUAACACCAAAUACAGCCCUUGAGAAAUGUACCUUUAAAAAAUGAAAAGUUUCAUAUUAUUUUGGAAGAAGAAAAAUCUAAAAUGUGCCUUGAUAUCAAGUCAGGUCCUUGGUUUAGUGCAAACGCAAAAAUAACCAAGACAAUCUGCUAUUUCAACAAUAAACUAUAGGCAAUAUAAUAUUUACAAUGGUCCCAUCUAUAAAAACAGUUGCAUCUACAUAGUAUUUCCCAUUCAUCUGGUCUCUCCAGUUCAUCAGGGAAAACACAUUGCAGAGGACACAACCUCAUAAUAUUCACUUAUGAGUCUCUCUAUGCAGCAUCUCAGCCAGUUUCCUCAUUUAAAUGGAAAUAAAGAUCAUCAUCAAUUCUAUUAAAGAGGCGAUGUUAGAGCUGGGAGUGAGGAGUUAAUGGGCCUCGCCUCGUGUUGGGAGUCAGUGUAGGGCUAUGAGGCUGUGUGUGGAUGUGGUGUUGUGGUCCACUGGGGGCGUCUCUCCCUCUGCGUCGUCCGUAGUGGGGCAUGUAAGAGCCACGCUGUUUAUGGCACUCCAUAAUGUUUCAUGAGCCCAUCUAUGGACAGACGUCAGGGAGAGAAAGAGAGCUGAAGCUAGAGAAGUGAUAGUGGAACACCCCAUAACACCACAACCACAAAAGUAUUUCCAGAGUAGCAUGCAUUCACACGCCGUCUCCUGGCACAAUGACAACACGUUCAUCUAAAUAAAGCCACCAGGCAUCCCAAAUGAACUGUCUAAAUAGUGGUUCUCAUAAAAAUCCCUCUGAAUUCAUUUGUGGCUGUGCGGCGCUGCAUCCCGCUGUGUUGUGCCCUUAUUGCUUUUGACUACAACAGCCCAGCCAUGCACGGCCUCGAUAAAUCUUAGAUGACUCUCUAGUAUCUCUUACACUGGGAGAGGAAGGAGAACACUGGCCUCCUGCGGUCCUACAGGACUGACUGGAGUCACACAAACAACAGGCAAACAAGAGGUGAACAAACAGACAGACCCUGGCCUCUCCUCCUUAGAUUUUUAACAAAGAUGUGUGCAGUCCAUUUCAGAGGAACGUUGAACUGUUUGCAAUCAGUAAGCUAAAUGAUCUGUCAUACCGGUGGUGUUGUGCACAAGCAUUGUGAAUACAGCUAAUGAAUUUCAAUAGCAAUGUAUCAUAACAGGACAUCAUGACCCUAUUAUUUAGUAUCCUAACAGUAAUGUCCAUAGGCUUACACAAGGAAUUUAAAACAGGGCUUUGUUCCUGCUCUUGGCAACCUGAGAUGACGUCCAACACAAAGCAAUAGUGCCAUCUAGUGCAGAGUUUGUGUUACUCCCCCAUGCACACGUGUGUUUUCUCUACCAAGGGUUUCACCACCCUCCUCAUCUACAAAACAAAAUGGAACCAUGCAGUAAUUCUGAUCCCAGUCUCUAUUUUAACAUGGACAUACUGGGGUUUAGAGAAAAGGAGUCUAGGAAGUCUCAAUGAGUUUCAUCAUGCAAUAAAAUCAAUGACAUUUCUUAUUAGUGAUUAUAAACUGGGUGGAUCGAGCCCUGAAAAUUGAUUGGCUGAAAGCCAUGGUAUAUCAGACCGUAUACCACGGGUAUGGCAAAAUAUUUAUUUAAUUAUGUUGAUAACCAGUUUAUAAUAGCCAUAAGGCACCUUGGGGGUUUGUGGUAUAUGGCCAAUAUACCACGGCUAAGGGCUGUAUCCAGAACAGCCCUUAGCCGUGGUAUAUUGGCCAUAUACCACAAACCCCCAAGGUGCCUUAUUGCUUAAAUAAUGAAAUCUGCUGAUCUGGUACAUAGGACAAAGCACAGAUGAAGCAGAAAGUGAUCUGUGGUCACACUCAGUUUAAUCUCCUAUGAUGACUAGUGAUGUAUCCCAUCACUACGGUUAGGUGCCAAAUGCUCUGAUCAUUUAGUAGUGACACAAUUCAGAGGAGAGUUGUUUUAUCAUCAUAAUCCCACAAGGGCAUUUCUCCUGUCAAACUCACGUACCAGUAGGUAGGUAGUUUCAACUUAGAUUGAUCUUCAUUUCCCUAAAGGCUCAUGAUAUAGACGUCUAUAUUGCUUCAGUGUGUAAGAUACAUUUUAAAAUGUUUAGAACUACAUGAGUGAAACCUUUGAAAUACAUUUAGAAGCUCCAGGUGAUCACACACCACAAUAUAUGGUAAGGGAAAAGGAGAUGCGUUGUGAUGCAUUUAGUCCAUUAUCAAUGAUAAUGACUCUAUUUUUCAGAGCCAGUAGUCUGACGCCCUCCAAUGAGUGAAUGUAAAACACUGCACCUAAUAGAAUCAGCUUGGCCGUCAAACUGCACUUUCCGACACUGGGCUUGGAAACAUUUCAGUCUUCAUUGCCAGGCCACUCCGUUACUCAGAUUCAAUAUCCAUUUAUUCUUGGUAAUAAAAAAAUCUAUCUGCAUGGUGGUUGGCAGGCUUCCAUGGCGUCUGAUAAGGUGGUCUUGGCUCUUGGCACAUCCGAAGGAGAUGGACGUGCCCUCACUGCUGGUCCUGGGGCUGUACUACAGUUGAAGGUUAGAGUCAUUCAAACUCAUUUUUCAACCACUCCACAAGUUCUAUAGUUUUGGCAAGUCGGUGAGGAUAUCUACUUUGUGCAUGACACAAGUCAUUUUUCCAACAAUUGUUUACAGACAGAAUAGUUCACUUAUAAUUCACUGUAUCACAAUUCCAGUGGGUCAGAAGUUUACAUACACUAAAUUGACUGUGCCUUUAAGCAGCUUGGAAAAUUCCAGAAAAUGAUGUCAUGGCUUUAGAGGCUUCUGAUAGGCUAAUUGACAUCAUUUGAGUCAAUUGGAGGUGGUACCUGUGGAUGUAUUUCAAGGCCUACCUUCAAACGCAGUGCCUCUUUGCUUGACAUCCUGGGAAAAUCAAAAGAAAUCAGCCAAGACCUCAGAAUACAAAUUGUAGACCUCCACAAGUCUGGUUCAUCCUUUGGAGCAAUUUUCAAAUGCCUGAAGGUACCACUUCAUCUGUACAAACAAUAGUACGCAAGUAUAAACACCAUAAGACUACGCAUCCGUCAUACCGCUCAUACCGCUCUGUCUCCUAGAGAUUAACGUACUUUGGUGCGAAAAGUGCAAAUCAAUCCCAGAACAACAGCAAAGGACCUUGUGAAGAUGCUAGAGGAAACAGGUACAAAAGUAUCUAUAUCCACAGUAAAAUGAGUCCUAUAUCGACAUAACCUGAAAGGCCGCUCGGCAAGGAAGAAGCCAAUGCUCCAAAACCGCCAUAAAAAAGCCAGACUACGGUUUGCAACUGCACAUGGGGACAAAGAUCGUACUUUUUGGAGAAAUGUACUCUUGUCUGAUGAAACAAAAAUAGAACCGUUUGGCCAUAAUGACCAUCGUUAUGUUUGGAGGAAAAAAGGGGGAUGCUUGCAAGCCGAAGAACACCAUCCCAACUGUGAAGCACGGGGGUGGCAGCAUCAAGCCGUGUGGGUGCUUUGCUGCAGGAGGGACUGGUGCACUUCACAAAAUAGAUGGCAUCAUGAGGAAGGAAAAUUAUGUGAAUAUAUUAAAGCAACAUCUCAAGACAUCAGUCAGGAAGUUAAAGCUUGGUCGCAAAUGGGUCUUCCAAAUGGACAAUGACCGCAAGCAUACUUCCAAAGUUAUGGCAAAAUGGCUUAAGGACAACAAAGUCAAGGUAUUGGAGUGGCCAUCACAAACCCCUGACCUCAAUCCUAUAGAAAAUGUGUGGGCCGAACUGGAGGCCUACAAACCUGACUCAGUUACACCAGCUCUGUCAGGAGGAAUGGGCCAAAAUUCACCCAACUUAUUGUGGGAAGCUUGUGGAAGGCUACCCAAAACAUUUGACCCAAGUUAAACAAUUUAAAGGCAAUGCUACCAAAUACAAAUUGAGUGUAUGUAAACUUCUGACCCACUGGGAAUGUGAUGAAAGAAAUAAAAGCUGAAAUAAAUCAUUCUCUCUACUAUUAUUCUGACGUUUCACAUUCUUAAAAUAAAGUGGUGAUCCUAACUAAGACAGGGGAUUUUUACUAGGAUUAAAUGUCAGGAAUUGUGAAUAGCUGAGUUUAAAUGUAGUUGGUUAAGGUGUAUGUAAACUUCCGACUUCAACUGUAUGUGUAAAAGUUGUAUGUGACUUCAGGUUCAAGGGAACCAGAGAUAAACAGUGUCCCUCUCACCAGCACCGACCUAGGAAGUCCGUAAGGAAACCUCAACCCAGUGGGGACUGUGAUGCCAAAGGCCUGAACUCAGUGGGGACUUUGAGGCUAAAUGCCUGAACCCAGUGGGGACUGUGAUGACAAAGGCCUGAACCCAGUGGGGACUGUGAUGACAAAGGCCUGAACCCAGUGGGGACUGUGAUGACAAAGGCCUGAACCCAGUGGGGACUGUGAUGCCAAAGGCCUGAACAAAGUGGGGACUGUGAUGCCAAAGACUCAAUAACGUUUGGAUGUUUCCAGAGAAUUCAUCAUCUUCUAUUGAGUAAAUGACUCAUGGCUCAAACAGAGGUCUGGGAGGGGGGCGGGGGUAAUUUUGCCAUUUGUCAUGAUAACUAGUCCUGACCCACUACCCCUUCUAAAGAGAAAAAUUGGAUUUAGGGUUAGAUGUAUGGAGCCUAUGAAGCCACCCGGGACACAAACACUUUGAAGAAUGUCUCUGUGACAUUCAUUUCUCAAAAGCACUACUCCUUACAAAUUGACCCCUGCCGUCUAUUAGAUGUUGGUUCCUGUAUUUUCACUCGUAUUUGUUCUGAAAUGCCAUUGCUCAGCAGUUCCUCUCUCUAAUAUCAAUCAGUCGUCCAUUUCUUUCACAGAGAGGGAAAGAAAAAACACCUAAUGGCCAAUCCUGAGCAAUUUCCAUGAUGAAUUUUGGAAAUCAUCUGGAGAUGAGUUAGUGCAGGGAAUGACAGAGCGAGGCUCGGUCCGCCAGCCAACAAUAGCUGAACACUGACCAGGGGAAUAAAACACAUCCGCUCACAGAGGACGACUUCCCCUUAUGAAGACUCUCAGAGCCAUUAGGGAAUCACAAUCUCAACCCUUUUUAUGUUGGAAAUAACUGUCUGUGAGGCCUGCAAUUCUCGUUCUUGCGCUCAAAGAUUAAAGCCAUGUCUGAGAAAAUGUCCACAAUAAAUGUCAGCGUGAAUGCAAUGCCUACUAUACACUGAGUGUACACAAUAUUAGGAACACCUUCCUAAUUCAGAUUCAGAGAUUCAGAUCAACUUUAUUAUCCCACCAAAGGGAAAUUCAUUUGGUCUUGUGCUUAAAAAGACAGUACAUAAAACAUGAAAACCCUCAGAACAGCCUCAAUGUGUCGGGGCAUGGACUCUACAUGGUGUCGAAAGCCUUCCACAGGGAUGCUGGCCCAUGUUGACUCCAAUGUAUCCCACAGUUCUGUCAAGUUGGCUGGAUGUCUUUUGGGUGGUGGACAAUUCUUGAUACACACAGGAAACUGCUGAGCGUGAAAAACCCAGCAGCGUUGCAGUUCUUGACACACUCAAACCGGUGCGCCUGGAACCUACUACCAUACCCCGUUCAAAGGCACUUAAAUAUUUUGUCUUGCCCAUUCACCCUCUGAAUUGUCUCAAGGCUUAAAAAUCCUUAUUUAACCUGUCUUCUCCCUUCAUCUACACUGAUUGAAGUGGGAUUUAACAGGUGACAACAAUAAGGGAUCAUAGCUUUCAGCUGGAUUGACUUGGUCAGCUUAUGUCAUGGAAAGAACAGGUGUUCCUAAUGGUUUGUAAAAUCAGUGUAGAUGAUGCUAUUUAUCUGCUCACACUGUUAGUGCAAUAACAACUUGUGCCCUUCUACCAGACAUGUAACAGGUUAUAACUAACUCCAGAGCAGUCUUUCUCCUCUGGCCUGGCAUCACGUCAGUCUCUGUCUCCCUGCCCAGCAGCAGCUAGUUCACCUUGACAGUGUGCCAUACCCCAGGCGUGCAGAUAGGCGGAAGGAAGACACAGAGGCUUAAGGGAAGCAGAUGGGAUUGCAGCCAGGAGCCACAGAGAAGCCCCAGCGACUGUCUGUCUGCACAGGAAUAACAACACUACACCACUCAGAACACAGCACAUCUCGAGCACAUUGAAAGUAGUAUUAACGAGUUGAAAGGAGUAUUAACGAGUUGAAAGGAGUAUUAACGAGUUGAAAGGAGUAUUAACGAGUUGAAAGGGGUAUUAACGAGUUGAAAGGGGUAUUAACGAGUUGAAAAGAGUAUUAACAAGUUGAAAGGAGUAUUAACACGUUGAAAGGAGUAUUAACGAGUUGAAAGGACUAUUAACGAGUUGAAAGGAGUAUUAACGAGUUGAAAAGAGUAUUAACGAGUUGAAAGGAGUAUUAACGAGUUGAAAGGAGUAUUAACGAGUUGAAAGGAGUGUUAACGAGUUGAAAGGCGUGUCGAUGAAAGUGGGAUUGACAGGUUGAAAAAUACAGUUUGCUGACCUCUAGUGGUCUAAUCAGUCAUCAUGACAGACUUUCAGGGCUGCGUUUUGUCCUCUAUGCAUGUUUUAAAGACGUCCUCCGUUCGCAGAGACCACAUUCAUAGUAAACGUAACAUAUUUCGGCUCAAUGGGAAAUUACCUUUAAAUGUCAAUCGCAAUAUAACGCAGAUCUUCCGCGGUCCGGAUUUAAUCUAAGAAAUCUUACAGGAUGCAAAGAUGUAAUGAUCUAAUAUUUUUCGACGAAGUCAUUUGCAGACAAAGUUCUCUGAAACAGGAACAAAUAUUCUGGCCAAGUACUGUUGCUGACAUGGACCUUCCAACCUGUUUCAUUAAUGUGAUGAGUUCUGACUUAGUCAUCAGCAGGGACCACCAGCUCACCCAGGCAGUAAAACCAGCCUGACAGCAGAUGCAGAUGUCAUGGGGAAAUAUAGAAAGAAGCCCUGCCUUGGAAGGUGUCAUGCUUCACACCUGUGUGUGUGUGUCUGCAUGGGGAUGGGGGGAGAGAGCACAUCUGCCAGGCCAGCUGUCUGCAGGGCAGUGAGUUUCCUGAUAGUGUGACAGAGAGAUAAAUCACAGGACACACAGAGCAAGGAGACCCAUAUUUAACACACUUACACACUGUGCAACAUCCUCAUAAUGAACACAUAGGACGAGUGCUGUAGGCAGCAUAGGAAUGGUGUGUAAACAAAACAACAGUUCCCAUACUGCCUGUACAACUCCCAACCUACAUAGUUUUACCGUACAUUAUAGCUGGAUCUUACUGGUUUAUGUCAGCGUAAAGGAUAUGAUUAAACAUUUCCAACACUGAGGGACAUGAACUUUGUCUCUGUUAUUCUUAAAAGGCACAGCUUGAAUUUCUACAUCAAAGACUUGAUUGGUAGCCCAAAUUAGUUUUUAUAAUGGUCUAGCAAAUUAAUCCCACCCCUGCAACUAAAACUUAGUCCAUAGAGGUUGAUCCUCAGCAAUGUGUUCCAUGUACUGUGCUCUCAGCUCCUCAGUGUAGUAGAGCAGAAGCAGAAAGCACCCACCAGCAGAGGUACUGUAGGUUACACAAUGCUGAACUACCACAUUGAAUGUACCUACAAUACAUCUGUACAUUUCUAGCGGUUGCCGGGCAAAAUGGACACAAGCCCUUUGAGUGCAUCGAUGAGCAGUCAGACUGGUCGCCAUAUCCCGACGGUCCCGCUAGGAACAAGGUGAUGAAAUGAAGUGAGCGAGAAAAAAAGCAGCGUUUUUAGAGCUAGUGGAAAAUGUAGUGUCUUUCCCAAGACAAGAGGAAGAGCUUUUAUCGCUUAUCAGAUGAAUGUACGUUUGAGGGGUUGUAAUCUCUAAAAGCUUUGGACCACAGACUGAGAGGGACGAGGAUAGUUACCACUAUGAAGGUUAAAACUCAUCUUCUGAAGGGCUUCUCUGUCCAAGAGGACUAUACUUUCGUAAUGACAUAGGUUGAUGUCCAAUGUGGCCAUUGAAGGGUGUGGUAAGUCCUAAAACCAUUGCCAAAGAGCGGAGAGUUUGAACAGAGCCACAGGAACCGAACCAGAUGAGGUAAGGAAGAUGGAUCUGCAGUCAUGUGGUUAGUCCACCAGGCAGCUCCUCCAGCCACUGCAGAUGGUGGGAUCCAUGAUGCAAUGGUCUCGUGGGCACACCCAGACUUCCUCAAACAUUCAAAGAUAGAUCCUGAGGUUUAUGCCCUCCUGCGUCUUCAGAUAUGGCACACCAUAUUAUUCCUGAUUAUCCAUAUGACAUCCACAAAGGUCAGAGGAUUGAAUGAGGGGGGUUUUGGCUCAUGGAGCAUCAUACAUUACAGGUCAGGACAAUAAAGGCCUUUUACAUUCUGUAGCUUUUGCCCUCCCUCCUGCUGCCUUUUUCAAUACGAUUUACUGCCCUUGUUGAAGACAAACAUCAGUGGCUCUUGUCUAAGAUUUUUAUGGUCUUGUCUCUGUCGCCCAGACUCGAGCCUUCACAGCAAUCAAUCGUAGCCUUCUGACGCAACAAGAGCCCAAAUAAAGACAGAAAUAGCCUAUCUGACAAAGUUUCGCGUUUGAAGGUUAUUGUGGAAUCUCAUCCAGUAGAGGAGAGUGGGGUAAGUUGAGCCAAACGGUUAGUUGGGCCAGCCCUUGUUUCUAGGUAACCAUACACAAAAUUAAUCAUGUGACCAACUAUUUAGGAAGAGGUCAUCAUUUCAUGGACUCUGUGAAGGAAGAAACCACAUGGAAAAAUUGGUAAGCAAGUUAGGUUAAAAAAAAAAAGAUUUUCACAAAGUCAAAUGAAUGUAUGGUGUUAGAGGUUUCAUAACGCUUAUAUGUAAACCAAAGCAGUUGUUUUAAGAUUGUUUUAUACAUCAGAUGGGAUCUCUAUAAGCUACUAUAUAAGGUCAUAAACCUAGCAUGAAAGUGCAUCCUUGUAGCUGUGUGGGCUAAUAGUCAAAAUGUUUGCCUUAGGGUAUCCCAUACAAAUUAUGAUUACAUUUAGUCAGUUUAUUGCAUAAUAUGCAUAGUAUUUUUGCAAUGUGUCAUGCAUAUGAACUUAAGAUUGUUUAUUGUUACAGAGCAGACAUCAUCAUGCCCCGUUUAUACAAACUUAAAACAAGCAGGGGUCAAGCCUCCCUUGAUGUUCUUGAGAGAGCAGCCAAAGAAGUGAUACAAGGGAAGAAAUCCAUUCGAGCAGCAGCAAGGGAUGAAAAAAUAGACUGAAUGACUCUGAAGAGGUAAAUUGACAAAAAAAGACAAUGAACAUGUACCUGUGCUAAAGAGAGGCUAUGACAGAGUAGCAGAGGAACACAAGGUCUUGUCUGAUGACAUGGAGUCUGAGCUUGCUAAACGUAUCAAGAAUCUCACGGACUAGUUUCAUGGGCUUAGUAGCCUCAAAGGCAGAGAACUUGCCUCCGAAUUGGCACAUCGAAACAACAUCCCUGUCCCAGACAACUGCUCAAUAAAUGGAAGGUUAAGUGAUAUUUAACAGAGAGAUCUAUAUCUGAAUGUAGGCAUACAUUUAAGAUAUACAAUAUCCCACACCCCCAUACCAUGAAUUAAACUUUGACCUACCAGCACCAUCACCCACUGUCAGAGGACACCAUCACCCACUGUCAGAGGACACCAUCACCCACUGUCAGAGGACACCAACACCCACUUACCCCAAGGCGGCUCAACUUACCCUGUCCCUAUACUCAGCCUAACCCAUACCCGGGGUAAGUUGUGCCAAGAGACCACUUUUUUGGACAAGCUAUGUUUUCAAAAUAGUUUACAUACGUUUUGAUUAUUUCCAUUGAUACACAACAUCUUGAAAUAUAUGUAGAUAUCUGUGUUAGAAAGAAUAUUUUAUUUCCCUUGAUCUAGUGAUGCUGAAUGUAGAAAAUGUCUCAACUUACCCCACUCUCCCCUAAAACUAGCCCUAUACUGAAAUGUUCCUUUAAUAUAAUAUAAUAUAAUAUAUAAUAUAUAAUAAUAUAAUAUGCCAUUUAGCAGACGCUUUUAUCCAAAGCGACUUACAGUCAUGCGUGCAUACAUUUUUUGUGUAUGGGUGGUACACAAGCCUUCAAAAUCAGAAAUUACUUAACAGAAAUAAGCUUAGACUGCAUUAGGCUUUGUGACAGAAUACCUGCAUUUCCUUUUAAUAUCCUUUUCAAUGCGUCUUAGGUUUGAAUUAGUCUGAAGGUCUGUGUUUCUCACCCUAGAUCCCUCCCUGGUCCUCGCCUGUCCUCCUCUACGGCUGGUAUAUUUUACUCUGGCAUGUGCCACAGUUGAGUCCCAUUAAUCAGGCCUCAUUGUAUGAGGGCUGAAUGUUAACAUUCUCACUUCUCUCCACUCCUCUCCACUCCUCUCCACUCCACUCCUCUCCACUCCUCCACAUUAACCUUGUAGCUGCUUCAAUUCCAUCUGCACCCCCCCAACCCUCAAAAACUUGGCAAUUGUUUGGAGUGAGAGUGAGCGUGGUGAGUGUGUGUGUGUGUGUGUGUGUGUGUGUGUUGUGCCCUCACCAGUUAGUGUGGCAGUUCCCGCCAUGCUAUAAAUAAGAUUGGCCGCAGGGAGAGCUGGGAGCCAGUGGAGGGUUCUGACAGCAGAGGGCACAGUGGCCUUGUCUCCCUGGGAGAUGCACAUUCAAUCUGGACCCAAAACCAGCACAGCCCACAUUGGGUCCAGGUAAUAAGCCAAGCACCCAAUUACUGUAUGCAAAAUGUCACUAUUACCCCUGGAAGGGGACUAUGUGACGAAUGAACAAAGGUUCAAGACUGAAAAGCACAAACUGGUUUCCCAGAUUAAACUAGAUGUGCAUAGGAAAGCAAUACCACUGAAAUUGGCAGCAUGGACCCCUGGGAAUACACAAUGUCCAACUGGAUGGAACAAAAUGCACAUUGGAUACAUGGCUGGAAAUUACCCUAGUCAAGUAAUGUUGCUCCAAAAGGUGUUGUCCCAUUGAACAUCCAAACCCCACAGAAGUAAUAAUGACAGUAAUCAAAGUCUUACCUGGACCCUGGGCAUCCAGCAUCUGGCCACAGAGGAGGAGGAGGAGAAGUGGGAGGACGGGAAGACACAUGCCUGCUGGAGGACCUAUACGUCCCACACUGCCCUGCCUGGGGGCCAUCGCACCAUUGGAUUCUGGGAACACAAAGGACCAACUGAGUUAAACCAUAGAAGAAGAACACGUCAUUUUAUCAUAAUUAGUCAUCACAACAUAAUAGUCUUUCUUUAGCUGUUUAAAAUAAAUAUCAUCCUUUUGUGGGAGGCAUGCAGGACUAAGACAAACCAUAAGGUCACCUGGGUGCAAGAAGCAAUCAAACCCUCAAUAGACGUUAUGAUGACAAAAGAGUUGACAGAGCCAAUUGGCCGUGAAAUAUAACAAUAUUAUUUAUUGUAAUAUAGAAUAAAUAUCUCUGAUUUUUUUUAGUAACAUCCCGAUAGAGGUCUGUUAAUACUGCUAAGUAGUUCCUAAGCAGACACUCUGUCAUAUGAGAGGAUACCCAGCCAAGCCUGUUUUAAUUCACUGAGUGUAACACUGCUAAACAUACAGUAAGCCAUUGGCCCGAAUGAACCACUCAUUAAACACAAAGCUUUUAUGAACCAACAAUUAAUCAAAUCUUAAGGAUACAUUUGUAACCAUGCACUUCUGGGGUGAAAUUUAUGGAGUUACCAUUAUACUUAAUGAAGUAUUAUUUCUUCAUGAGCCAAGUGAAUAAAAUAUGCCAGCAGAUAGACUGUGGAACAAGUAAAAACCGUGGCAGAAUGGUCUGGCCAGAAUAAUUACAGUAUACAAGAGAUAAAAAUUCAGAUGACAGAUGAGGCUGAGCUCAUUAAGCAGCUGAACUUUCCCAGGCCUGUGUAACACCUACGCUGUAUCAGGUCUGGCUUCAGUCCCCAGUUAAUGAGAAAUGAGCUAGACAUCUACCAUCUGAAGAGAAACUGUCAGAGGACCGCCCCCAAAGACACAAAAUCCAUUCUAAUUUCUAACCAUGGCGAUGUUGGAAGUUAAAGCAGAGAAAUGUCACAACCUGACAUUUAUAAAAAAAGGACGGUGCUAUUUUUCUCCCAGAAGUUGCUGAGCUCUGUCAAAGUGACUAUGUGGAAAUAGAAGAUGUGGAUCUGUGACCGUGACAUCAUAAUGUACAGGUAUGUUCUAGAAGUCUCCAUAUACCUAUUUGAAGACCACAGGCUUCCAGGUGAUAUAGAUAUUAUUCUCAUCUCCAUUGUAUCCAAAUGGAUGAUUUGUGCACUGCACUGCAGAGUGAAAGAGUUUGCACUGGUAGUCAGAGCUGGGGCUGGUCUCCAUCUGGGUGGAGAAUGAAGGUACCACCAAUUAGUCUAAGCAAAGAGUGAAGUAGGACGCAUUCCCAAAGUGUCCAGCCCGGCCUAUAACCAACGUUAACCUACACCACUUGACACAGUCCGCAAAGUGCUAUCAGUCACCUGAUAUUUCACAACAAGCUUCCAAAGGAUGGAGGAAAAUCAAUACGCGCAUACUUACAUCUCAGACAUUUAUUAUCCCAUCUAGACACCUCUGAGAGAGAUGAAUUAUUGGUGAGGUGUAAUCAUUUACAUACACACCUCCAUGAUGCCAAACACCACAAAGCUGUUCCAAGGACGGGAGGUAGGAGAUGGUCGAGUCUGCCUAAGCAGAACAUAUACACUUCACCUCAAAUUGAAGUCGUCAAAAGUGACCAUUUGCAAACUAGUAAUUUCAGUGACAGUGUAAUUGCUGUGUGUUAUUUAAUUACUAUAAUUUGUCUCUCAUGAUUGGACAACAUUUUGUCAAUUUUACUUCUGAAAGUGGAAAGACAUUGGGAGUUUCCUCCAAGGUCUUCAGCAUGGUGCCAACUCCAGUACUAUGCAAGAGGAGGCAAGUGAUAUAUUAUCAUAUGACAUAGUGGACCACUAGGAUAAUAACAGUUUACUAACUCACUUAGAACUACUCAAUAUCUGGUAAUGGAAUUCUGAAAAGUAGCCAAGUUGCAGAAUCAUGAUCCUCCUAAUGGAAUUGAACAAACAAUCACUGAGAUCCCUAUUUAGCAUUCCCACUUCAUUGUACAGUGCUAUUUACCGCUAUAUAAACCUAAUGUUAUUAAAUCUUCCAUGAGAAGUCAGAGUCAUGUUUAAUUCAGAGAGGGGAGUGGGUGGUCAGAGGCCCUGAGCUGGACACAGUCCCAGGGGGGAACAGAUUGGAGAGCAGCGUAGCACCAGCCAGGUGGCUCCAUUAGUCAGUGGUCGUGUCCGAAAUCUGUCUUUCCUACUACUUACUAAAACUACAUACUGUGUCCUAAUAGUACUACAGUAUAUACCAUUUAGAACGUCCUGUUUAGUAAAAAUGUAUGCAGUAAACAACAAACAUUAACAUACUGCUCACCCGUACUGAGAAUGCGUAAUCUGAGGCCAAACUGUGUUGUUACCCGCCAUUCGUUCAUUUUGAUACUUGCCGUCAUUAUCAGCUGAUUAUCAGCUGUUGUCAGACACACAUGGGUCUGAAAAGACAAUUAUCUUCCUCAAUAGAAUGCAGCAAAUUCUACUAGAUGAAAAACGAAAGUGAGCAUAACAUCCUGGUAUUUACAGCAUUCUCAAUUUCCUAAAGGUCACAUACUAAAAAACAUUAUAUUUUCCCAAAAAGCCUAUUAUUUAGAGCGCAAGUAUGGGUAUUCAGACACGGCAGUGAGUUAGUCCUCUGCCUGCCUGUCUCCUGGAAGAGCAAGAUACCACAACAUGGUAAUGCAGCAACCUGUUAGAGAUGACUCUCCCCCACCCCACUCAAUCUGGCUGCUUGGUUGGUAUCACCUGGACCAGCAGUGCUGAAAAAACACACCAAGGGAUUCACCAUUAUCUGUUCUACUAGAAAUUGAGUUCUGUUAAAGGGGAACUGUCCAAGGUCCUGAAUUCACAGUACCAAUGAGAGGGUCCUACUCUGGCCAUGGGUAAGACCUACCACUAAUCUGGCCGUGGGUAAGACCUACCACUAAUCUGGCCGUGGGUAAGACCUACCACUAAUCUGGCCGUGGGUAAGACCUACCACUAAUCUGGCCGUGGGUAAGACCUACCACUAAUCUGGCCGUGGGUAAGACCUACCACUAAUCUGGCCGUGGGUAAGACCUACCACUAAUCUGGCCGUGGGUAAGACCUACCACUAAUCUGGCCGUGGGUAAAACCUUCCACUAAUCUGGCCGUGGGUAAGACCUUCCACUAAUCUGGCCGUGGGUAAGACCUACCACUAAUCUGGCCAUGGGUAUGACCUACCACUAAUCUGGCCGUGGGUAAAACCUACCACUAAUCUGGCCAUGGGUAAAACCUACCACUAAUCUGGCCGUGGGUAAAACCUACCACUAAUCUGGCCAUGGGUAAGACCUACCACUAAUCUGGCCAUGGGUAUGACCUACCACUAAUCUGGCCAUGGGUAAGACCUACCACUAAUCUGGCCGUGGGUAAGGCACAGACAGCCGUGCUGUCGGACGCGCUGUCAAAAUGCAAUUAUGCAGGAGCCCUCCUGUACCACUGAGGAAAAAAAUAAGUCUGUGAAAAGCAUACUGCUGUCACCCUGUGAAAAAAAUAUUCAGCAAGCUGUCUCACACAUCCGACAUUGCUAUCUUGUGCUGAAGCACAGAUUGCCAUUAUCAAACUAUACAGCAGUGGGCCUGAAAGAAAAAAGCUUUUAGAGGGUAAUAUUGUCACAAACCAAUUAUGGCUUUCUCAGUGGUGGUGAGGUGAUUGAAAAGUGUUCCAUGCUGUGACUAGAAACAUUCUACCUCCCAUUCCAUCAGAGGUCUCUUAAUAUUGGCAUGCCAUUAAACACAGUGGGAGUCAUUGCUUUGCCACCAAAUUCAAGUUAUCUUUACAAUAAACAUACAUUUGCAUUGAUUACGCAAUUGAUAAGGUAAAGACAAAUCACUGCUUUUCUGUAGAGAUGAACUUUAUGUUGUUGAGGAUACAGCUCUAUUGGUAUCAGGUUGGACAAUAUAAGAGGGUCAAAAUAAACUUGACUGAAAGAAAGCGGAGAUUAUGUUUAAAAUGUACAAUCACAAACAUAUUGCAGUAACAAUGACAGACAGUCCUGACCCAAAACACUGCCGACUGAUGUUGAUGCCAUAAUCAGGUAUUAAUCAACCUACAUUCAUAUAUCUAGCAUAAUAUCACAAACAAAGUACUUAUCUCCAACUGAACAGUUCUUCAAUAAAUCAAUAUCUAAUUUGAGAGAAAAGCAGUGGCAUUUGAGGACUGAAAGAUAUCCCCUUUCUCUCCAAUGCUUCCAACCUUCCUACUAAUACACACCUGUCCAGAGGGGGUAACCAUGAGCUUCUACUGUGGUAAACAGGUGCUGUCCACAGGGAACUAAAUAUACAGUAUGUCCUUACAAACACACACACACACGUUUGUCUUACCUUGAUCUGUGGGCUCUGUGGCACCACAGGACUGUGUCACUGCUGUAUAUCCCACAAGCCUGAAAGAGAUUCAGGACUCUCGUUCUGCCUGACAGAGCUUGGUGAUCCUUCUCUCUGUCUCUCCUGCACACACACAACUGGUAGAACGCUCUCCCCCUGCCCAAGUACAGCCCAUCUGCAAAGAGAGAGAGAGAGGGAGGGAGAGAGAGAGAGAGAGAGAGAGAGAGAGAGAGAGAGGAGGAGAGAGAGAGAGAUGAGAGAGAGAGGAGAGGAGAGAGAGAGAGAGAGGAAGAGAGAGAGAGGGAAGAAGAGGAGAGAGAGAGAGGAGAGAGAGAGAGAGAGGAGAGAGAGGAGAGAGAGGAGAGAGGAGAGGAGAGAUUGCCUUGAUAAUGCAGAUUGCAUAGGAGGGUGCAAAUCCUGGUAAUCCAAUCAAGUGGAAGGAAAAAAGCCUCUGUCAUCUCACCAGAGUUAAUUCAACUGAUUUGAUUCUGCACUCCCUCCAUGAAACUGCUUGGCUUCUUUGCCGUUAAUUUAUUCACAUUUUGUCUCCCCAGCUCCUGAUCACAAAUUAACCUGCCCUGCUGUGAAGUUAAUGGGAGUCAAAUAUUAUCAGGUACAGUACUGAAUAAAUAUAGCAUGUGGUCCUGAUGCAGCUACUGUUUAGCACAUAUUGAACUAACUACAGUAUGUCUGGUGUGCCUGACGUGUGUCUUGACCACCAAUGCUACUUCUGUAUGUUGGUCUGGUGGUCAUUUGUGGCAAUCAUGAUACACACAGACUGUGACGUUCCCAGGACAAAGGUUCACUGAAUGCCAAAUAGCACUGAAUACUGUACUUACUGUGGUAGUAUUCCUGUACUAUUGCUGAACCUGUUGCCGUUAUCUGUGCAGUAAAUCUAUAUCCAUGACACUGCAAAUGUAUCCUGCUGGAGCUGUAAAUUAUAAGCACAGGACACAAGCAGUGUGAUUGCUAUGUUUUUUUUAUAUUAUUGUAUAUUAUCAGCAGAUUUAUACAGUGAAUUAAAUGUAUGCCUGUCAAAGGCUGAUGUAGCGUCUCUCAUUUGAAUUGCAAAGAUAGUGCAGCUCAGCCAGGCCGGCGCAUCAGCUUCCUCCGGGCCACUCUGGAAAGUCCACUGGAGUCCAUCAGCGUAAUUGAUAUGCCACGCUGCGGAAGACACACGGUGUACUUCUCAAAAUUAGGCUGAAAAAAUGUGUCAGAAGGUCACGGUCAAUUGAUUAAUAUGACAGCUGAAGGGAAGAAAGCUUUGCCGCCUGUUUUAACAGCCAGGCUGCCCACUUUUCAUUGUGUCCUAAACGGUGGGUCACUGGGCCCAGCCUCCCAUGGAAACUUUUCUCCAAAUCUACAGGGGUUUCAUUUGAGUAUGCACUUUAAAUCCAAACUAAUAAAUGUGGAAAUUGCUUUUGUGACAGAGCAGUAAAAUACAGGGAGCUGUUUCAACAAAUAUCAAUAAGGCCUGCAACAUUCCUCCAAUGGAAUCACAUUAGCAGAUCUCACUGAAAAAAUACUGGCUCAUUUUGGGCACUGGGCUGUAUCUCUCUCAGCACAAACCUGUCCUGCUUAUUGGAUUUUGUUAUGGACAGUAAAUUAAAAGCACAAUAAUCGGCUAUAUAAAUUGUUCUCAGUCAAAAGGCAGGCAGUCACCCGACUUGAUUUGUGGGUCUAAAGCUGGAGAUGGGGCUGAAGAUAUUUAUAACUCAACGCAAAGAUGGAGAUUAGGAUAUAAGGACUGACAAUUCAUGAGAUCAAAUUAACGUAUUGUAGCGAACGGCAGGGAACCCGGGUCGCUGGCAUGAAAGGCAAACACCCUAUGCAUCAAGCCAAUAGGGUUAACCCACUUGGUGGGAAUUGUAAAGUGGCUCAUACAGUGCCUUGGUAUUCAUCCCCCUUGGCAGGUUUCUUAUUUUGUUGCAUUACAACCUGUAAUUGAAAUUGAUUUUUAUUUGGAUUUCAUGUAAUUGACAUACACAAAAUAGUCCAAAUUGGUGAAGUGAAAUGAAAAAAUAUAUAAAUAACGGAAAAGUGGUGCGUGCAUAUGUAUUCACCCCUUUGCUAUGAAGCCCCUAAAUAAGAUCUGGUGCAACCAAUUACCUUCAGAAGUCACAUAAUUAGUUAAAUAAAGUCCACCUGUGUGCAAUCUAAGUGUCACAUGAUCUGUCACAUGAUCUCAGUAUAUAUACACCUGUUCUGAAAGGCCCCAGAGUCUGCAACACCACUAAGCAAGGGGCACCACCAAGCAAGCGGCACCAUGAAGACCAAGGAGCUCUCCAAACAGGUCAGGGACAAAGUUGUGGAGAAGUACAGAUCAGGGUUGGGUUCUAAAAAAAUUUACAGGUCAGAAUUGAAGGAAUGAUGGAUGGCACUAAAUACAGGGAAAUUCUUGAGGGAAACCUGUUUCAGUCUUCCAGAGAUUUGAGACUGGGACGGAGGUUCACCUUCCAGCAGGACAAUGACCCUAAGCAUACUGCUGAAGCAACACUCAAGUGGUUUAAGGAGAAACAUUUAAAUGUCUUGGAAUGGUCUAGUCAAAGCCCAGACCUCAAUCAAAUUGUGAAUCUGUGGUAUGACUUAAAGAUUGCUGUACACCAGCGGAACCCAUCCAACUUGAAGGAGCUGGAGCAGUUUUGCCUUGAAGAAUGGGCAAAAAUCCCAGUGGCUAGAUGUGCCAAGCUUAUAGAGACCAGUGGGUCAGAAGUUUACAUACACUCAAUUUGUAUUUGGUAGCAUUGCCUUUAAAUUGUUUAACUUGGGUCAAACGUUUCGGUUAGCCUUCCACAAGCUUCCCACAAUAAGUUGGGUGAAGUUUGGCCCAUUCCUCCUGACAGAACUGGUGUAACUGAGUCAGGUUAAAAUGCCCACACAUUUUCUAUAGGAUUGAGGUCAGGGCUUUGUGAUGACCACUCCAAAUACCUUGACUUUGUUGUCCUUAAGCCAUUUUACCACAACUUUGGAAGUAUGCUUGGGGUCAAUGUCCAUUUGGUAGACCCAUUUGCAACCAAGCUUUAACUUCCUGACUGAUGUCUUGAGAUGUUGCUUCAAUAUAUCCACAUAAUUGUCCUUCCUCAUGAUGCCAUCUAUUUUGUGCUGUACUCUACAGUACUGCGCUCUACUAUAAUGUAUUGUACUGUACCCUACUCUACUGUACUCUACUGUACUCUACUGUACUCUAGUCGAGUUUAUUCUACUUCAGUUUCUUUCAAUUGAAGAAAGGGACCAUGGACUCUUGAUCUCGUGGUCCUGGUCCUGUUCUGUGGACCACUCAAGACCACAAAUUCGGUCCCUCCUGCAGCAAAGCACCCCCACAGCAUGAUGCUGCCACCCCCGUGCUUCACGGUUGGGAUGGUGUUCUUCGGCUUGCAAGCCUUCCCCUUUUUCCUCCAAACAUAACGAUGGUCAUUAUGGCCAAACAGUUCUAUUUUUGUUUCAUCAGACCAGAGGACAUUUCUCCAAAAAGUACGAUCUUUGUCCCCAUGUGCAGUUGCAAACCGUAGUCUGGCUUUUUAUGGCGGUUUUGGAGCAGUGGCUUCUUCCUUGCAGAGCGGCCUUUCAGGUUAUGUCGAUAUAGGACUCAUUUUACUGUGGAUAUAGAUACUUUGGUACCUGUUUCCUCCAGCAUCUUCACAAGGUCCUUUGUUGUUGUUCUGGGAUUGAUUUGCACUUUUCACACCAAAGUACGUUAAUCUCUAGGAGACAGAACGCGUCUCCUUCCUGAGCGGGAUGACGGCUGCGUGGUCCCAUGGUGUUUAUACUUGCGUACUAUUGUUUGUAUAGAUGAACGUGGUACCUUCAGGCAUUUGGAAAUUGCCCCCAAGGAUGAAACAGACUUGUGGAGGUCUACAAUCUUUUUUUCUGAGGUCUUGGUUAAUUUCUUUUGAUUUUCCCACGAUGUCAAGCAAAGAGGCACUGAGUUUGAAGGUAGGCCUUAAAAUACAUCCACAGGUACACCUCCAAUUGACGCAAAUGAUGUCAAUUAGCCUAUCAGAACCUUCUAAAGCCAUGACAUCAAUUUCUGGAAUUUUCCAAGCUGUUUAAAGGCACAGUCAACUUAGUGUAUGUAAACUUUUGACCCACUGGAAUUGUGAUACAGUGCAUUAUAAGUGAAAUUAUCUGUCUGUAAACAAUUGUUGAAAAAAUUACUUGUGUCAUGCACAAAGUAGAUGUCCUAACCGACUUGCCAAAACUAUAGUUUGUUAACAAGAAAUUUGUGGAGUGGUUGAAAAACUAGUUUGAAUGACUCCAACCUAAGUGUAUGUAAACUUCCAACUUCAACUGUAUAUUUUUUUUAUCAAUUUACCAAUAGGUGCCCUCUUUGAGAGGCAUUGAAAAACCUCCCUGGUCUUUGUGGUUGAAUCUGUGUUUGAAGUUCACUGCUCGACUGAGGGACUUUACAGAUGAUUGUAUGUGUGGGGUAGAGAGAUGAGGUAGUCAUUCAAAAAUCAUUUUAAACACUAUUAUUGCAAACAGAGUGAGUCGAUGCAACUUAUUAUGUGACUUGUUAAUAAAUGUUUGCUCCUGAACUUAUUUAGGCUUGCUAUAAAAAAAGGGGUUGAAUACUUAUUGACUCAAGACAUUUCAGCUUUUCAGUUUUAAGAUUUCUAAAAACAUAAUUCCAGUUUGACAUUAUGGGGUAUUGUGUGUAGGCCAGUGACACCAAAUCUCAAUUUAAUCAAUUUUAAAACAAAAUUUGGAAAAAGUCAUGGGAUGUGAAUAUUUUCUGAAGGCACUGUAUAAAGUGGGUAAAAAAAAGUAGAAAGUAUGUCAACCUUAUUACAUUAUUUGAUGACUAUGUACUGUACAUAGGGCAGCUGUCUCUAAGGUGCAGGGCAGAGUAUCGGUUGGUAGCUGACUAAUGACAGUGUCUAAGGUUCAGGACAGGGUAACAGGCGGAGGCCGGCUAGGGAUGACUGUUUAACAGUCUGAUAACCUGGAGAUGGAAGCUGUUUAUCAGUCUCUCUGUUCCAGGUUGGCUCCAUAGAGUGAUCAGUGCCAAUAGAGUGGCAUUUCUGGCCAUCAGUGACAAUCUCUCAAUUCACCUGAAAACCAGCAGUAUUGUAGACAUUCAGGCUUGGAUUUGAGCGUCCCUGCGACGUCCCUCUGCAUUUUCAGCUGACAGACACUAGAGGUCUCAAAUGAGAUACCAUUUUGACUGGCAACCAAGUAAUGACUAGGCACAGGCAGGAAAGCCUGAUAAACAAUAUGUGCUCAUCGUCACCUUUACACUCAUACCUCCUAAUAUCUUACAGAACAUAACCUUUAAAGGGUGAUUUCAAAAAAUAUUUCUACUUCAUAUUCAUCAUCUCCAUCACCACCACAACAUCAAAAUAUGUGAAAAUGGCAAAACAUAACCUUUACUGGGAAAUAUUGCAAUUUCUGCACAAAGUAAAUGUCCUAACUGACUUGCCAAAACUAUAGUUUGUUAACAAGACAUUUGUGGAGUGGUUGAAAAACGGGUUUUAAUGACUCCAACCUAAGUGUAUGUAAACUUCCGACUUCAACUGUACAUCACAGACGACUGAAAUAUAACAAAACGGUUUGACAUAGAAACACCAGACGCAUUUUUUAAAUAAUGCUGGGUUUUUAAAAAUGUUGUUGAUAAAUUAUGAAAUUAUGAAAGAUAUUAAUAACAUUCCACCCAUGACGUCACUAGGUAAUUUGACCGCAGGAAAAGGCUACCUUGUCAUGUUCUCAACUCACUGGGUCUGAAUCUUGGGACCAAUGUCCUGGUAUAAAUCUUGGUCUUGGCUCCUGGAUAUUAACUUGGUCUUUUUUUUUUUUUUUUUUUUUUUUUUUUUUGGUAUUUCAGCCUUCAAUGGCGAUGUCUAUACCAAAACGAGUUAUUUCCAUCUGGAGUCCUUUAUUUAUCUCUAUGAUUGACACAACACCGAAAACGCCUGUUAUUUUGCCAAAAUAAAGGUAGGUAAAGUGAUCAUUUAAACAUCUAACAUCAGUGGUGGGAAAAGUACCCAACAGUCAUACUUGAGUAAAAGUAAAGAUACCUUAAUAGAAAAUGACUCAAGUAAAAGUGAAAGUCACCCAGUAAAAUACUACUUGAGUAAAAGUCUAAAAGUAUUUGGUUUUAAAUAUACUUAAGUAUCAAAAAUAAAAGUAAAAGUAUGAAUCAUUUCAAAUUCCUUAUGUUAAGCAAACCAGACGGCACGAUUUUCUUGUUUUUUUACGGAUAGCCAAGGGAACACUCCAACACUCAGACAUAAUUUACAAGCGAAGCAUGUGUUUAGUGAGUCCGCCAGAUCAGAGGCACUAGGGAUGACCAGGGAUGUUCUCUUGAUACGUGCAUGAAUUGGCCAAUUUUCCUGUACUGCUAAGCGUUCAAAAUGUAACAAGUACUUUUGGGUGUCUGGGAAAAUGUAUGGAGUAAAAAGUACAUUAUUUUCUUUAGGAAUGUAGUGGAGUAAAAGUACAAGUUGUCAAAAAUAGAAAUAGUAAAGUAAAGUACAGAUACCCCAAAAAACUACUUAAGUAGUAUUUAAAGUAUUUUUACUUAAGUACUUUAGACCACUGAAAUUAAUUAGAUGCAUAAGUAAUUCAAUCAAUCAACAAGUUGCAGAUUCACACCACCAACAUUCAACAUUUUACAGAGAACAGUGGAGAUAAAUGCAAACAUAAUUUCAAAAAUGUAUUUGGAAUAGAAGGUUAAUCAAAUUAUCGCUACUGUGCAUGGUUCUCUCUUUAUUACAAUGUUUUCACUAUGUUUCAGUAGUGACACAUUUCGUAGGGGGGUGUUAAGGAAUUCAGGUAAAUAUUUUAAAUGUGCAAUACAAAGUGUGGGAGUAGGAUACACUGAGUAUACAAAACAUUAAAAACACCUGAUCUUUCCAUGACAGACUGACCAGGUGAAUCCAGGUGAAAGCUAUGAAGGGGAGGAGACAGGUUCAAGAAGGAUUUUUAAGCCUUGAGACAUGGAUUGCGUAUGUGUGCCAUUUAGAGGGUGAAUGGGCAAGACAAAAUAUUUAAGUGCCUUUGAACAGGGUACAGUGGUAGGUGCUUGGCACACCGGUUUGUGUCAAGAACUGCAACGCUGCUGGGUUUUUCACACAACAGUUUCCCGUUUACCUUGUAGAGUCCAUGCCCCGCCGAAUUGAGGCUGAAAGUUUGUGAGAAGUAGGAUACAAAUGUGCUUUUUUUUUUUUUUACCCCCGAUUUACACAGAACGACCCAUAUACUAGUGUGUCAGUUGUACUAAAAUCCUAAAGCAUAAAAGUUCAGUGUGCAUCACUAAUUACAAUGACAAUUGAACAGGUAAAGAGGUAUGCUUGGAUAACUACUGCAACUAGCCUAGUUGUUUGCUACGAACAUUGCUAUCUGACUUAACUAUUCUACCGAUAGUCCCUUCAAACAUGAUUUGUACAUUAUUAGUCAUAUAAACGAACAAACCCCAGUUAUAUAGAAAUGUUUGUAUUUCUUUUGGGAAAACGCAAACCUGUCUCCACUCACCACAGCUGUGAGUUUGCUCCGCCUACUAUGUGAGCGCGCCAGUCAAGUGCGUGGCAUUUAUGCACAGGUUUCGCAUCUCUCAUUAAUAACGAUUGGACUCUUUUUUUAAAUGUUCGUCUAAAAUGACAUAUCCAAAUCUAACUGCCUGUAGCUCAGGACCUGAAGCAAGGAUAUGCUAUCGUUUGAAAGGAAACACUUGUGAAAUUAAUGUAGGAGAAUUUAACACAUUAGAUCUGUUAAAAGAUCAUACAAACAAAAAAACAUGUGUUUUCUAUUUAUUUAUUUUUUGCAUCAGCUUUGAAUUGCAAGAAAAAGGCCAGACAGUGAUGUAGGAAUAUAGGUGUAAUUUAGAUUUCGUCCACAAGAUGGCAGCAUUGUGUGUGCAAAGUUUUAGACUGAUCCAGUGAAGGAUUACAUCACUACACAAUAUGUUGUAUCAAGUCUGCCAGGAGUUUUCCCAAAAGUUCAGAAUUACAUAACUAUAGAGAACAUACAAAAAUGCUAUGGGGGUGGAGCCAGAGACAGCAGGGGGUCAAACUGUAGGACGCAGUUCCUACAUUUUAUUUCUGGGACCCUCAGGAUGACAAAUCAGAGCAAGAUUACUGAAUGUAAGUACAUGAUUUACCUUCAGAGGUGAAUGUAUCAAACCAGUUGCCGUGACAAAAAUGUUUUGUUGUUGUGCACUAUCCUCAAACAAUAGCAUGGUAUUAUUUUGCUGUAAUAGCUACUUUAUAUUGGACACUGCAGUUAGAUUAACAAGAAUUUAAACUUUCUGCCCAUAUAAGACAUCUUAUCCUGGACAGUUGGCUGUUGUUUACAAUGCCAUUCUAGUCACAUAUCGCAUAUUGAGCAACUGUCCGGAUAUAGGGACACCAAUCCUGUAGAGGUUAAUUGGUUCCUCCUGUUUUCAUUGUGUAUCAGAAAUGUUCAUGUUUAUGCAAAUUAUGUCUUUAUACUUUUUACAUAUAUUUUUUUUUUGUAUCAAGGUACACUGUGCUCAUAGCCUAUUAUUGGAGAUGGUCACCUGGACUUUAUUGAUGGAUCAUAGGUGUAAAAUCCAUGUGAACAUCAGCCGAUAAAUCGUACAAUAGGCUAUAAGCAAUUUUACAAGGCCACGGGCCCUUUGUGUGAUCUAAAAGUGCCUACCUUGUUGAUGCACCACAGAUACCCAUUUCCAGGUCUGAGUUUAGAAUUAAAAUUAUAUAGAAACAUUUCAGAAAAUGAGACCAAAUUUGGCCUACGCUGCACGUCCUAAAAUCACGAUGAGGCGCUGUGUGAUAAUUGGUGUACUCCUCUUGGGAGGCGUCUGUUAUUGGCUGUUCUGUUGCGUUAAUGUGCUCCAGUGGAGAUCCCCAGUGCUGGUCUAUGCAGGAACAGAGGUAAAAGCAGUGGCAGGCAGCACAGAGACAACAGGUCUCGGUCUGUUCUCCUCAAGCACAACUUAGUUAUACGUCUUGUAUGGACUUACAUUAUGCAUUACAGAUGAAAGUUCUCUACAAGGAGGAUUUAAUUUGUAGUUUGCCCUGCUAACCAACAUGGAAAAUAUUACGGUAAGACUUCCUAUGCUCUAACAUUGCUGUACCGUUUUAUGUAAAAUAAUGUUUGAAUAACUGAUUACUCUGAUAUAUCUAGCCUACUAUGACAUGAAAAGGACAACUAUUGAAGUUACUAUAUAAUAUAGAUGGCGAAAGUAUUACUGAGUAAAAUUGUGCGUUCAUAACACAGCAUUCUGGAUAAUUGUAUUAAAUGACUUUACAUUAAAACAUGUCAUAUUAAAUCCCCUCUCAGCCGGACCAAUGGCAGGCGAUUGUGAACAAAAAGUUUAAUUUCCCCCCAGAGCUGAUAGCAGCCAUUAAGGAGGACAACUCAAUUCUGGUGGAAAGCCUGCUGUCCACGGGGGACGGCAUCAUCCGCCAGCUGGAUGAGUCUGAGGACCGUCUUUGGAGAGAAGCCCUGAACCUGUCCAUCCGCCUAGGCAACGAGGACACUUUCUCCGCUCUGAUGCUGGGCAUCAAGUUUGACUUCAGGCAGAUCUACGAGGCGCUGCUGGUGGCGGUGGACACCAACCAGCCCCGGGUGGUCAAGAGGCUCCUGGACCGUCUCGACCAGGAGAAGGGCAACAAGAUGGACGUGCGCUCCUUCUCCAUGGCCAUAUUUGACCACUCCAUUGAUGACUCCCAGUUUGCACCCGGCGUGACCCCGCUGACCCUGGCCGGUCAGAAGGACCUGUAUGAGAUAGUCACCAUGCUGACUAAGAAGGGCCAUGUCAUUCCUCUCCCUCACUCUAUCUCCUGUACCUGUCUGGAGUGCAGGAACGGCCGUCAGUAUGACCUGCUGAAGUUCUCUCUGUCUCGUAUCAACACCUACCGGGGCAUAGCCAGCCGGGCGUACCUCUCCAUCACCACAGAGGAUGCCAUGCUUAGUGCCUUCAGACUCAGUCGGGAGCUACGCAAGCUCUCCAAGAAAGAGGCUGAAUUUAAGGUAUGAGUUGUUUGAUGUGUAGUAGUAAACAUUUUUAUUAUAUUUUUUUAUUUAACCUUUAUUUAACCAGGUAAGCCAGUUGAGAACAAGUUCUCAUUUACAACUGUGACCUGGCCAAGAUAAAGCAAAGCAGUGCGAUUAAAAACAACAACAACACAGAGUUACACAUGGGAUAAACAAAAACGUAGUCAAUAACACAAUAGAAAAUAGAAAAUAUAUAUACAGUGUGUGCAAAUGUAGUAAAUUAUGGAGGUAAGGCAAUAAAUAGGCCAUAGUGCAAAAUAAUUACAAUUUAGUAAUAACACUGGAGUGAUAGAUGUGCAGAAGAUGAUGUGCACAUAGAGAUACUGGGGUGCAAAUGAGCAAAAUAAAUAACAAUGUAAUUAACAAUAUGGAGAUGAGGUAGUUGGGUGGGCUAAUUACAGAUGGGCUGUGUACAGGUACAGUGAUUGGUAAGCUGCUCUGACAACUGAUGCUUAAAGUUAAUGAGGGAGAUAAGUGUCUCCAGCUUCAGAGAUUUUUGUAGUUCAUUCCAGUCAUUUGCAGCAGAGAACUGGAAGGAAUGGCGGCCAAAGGAGGUGUUGGCUUUGGGGAUGACCAGUGAGAUAUACCUGCUGGAGCGCAUACUACGGGUGGGUGUUGCUAUGGUGACCAAUGAGCUAAGAUAAGGCAGGGAUUUGCCUAGAAGUGAAUGACCUGGAGCCUGUGGGUUUGGCGACGAAUAUGUAGUGAGGGCCAGCCAUCGAGAGCGUACAGGUCACAAUGGUGGGUAGUAUAUGGGGCUUUGGUGACAAAACAGAUGGCACUGUGAUAGACUACAUCCAAUUUGCUGAGUUGAGUGUUGGAAGCUAUUUUGUAAAUGACAUCGCCGAAGUCAAGGAUCGGUAGGAUAGUCAGUUUUACGAGGGCAUGUUUAGCAGCAUGAGUGAAGGAGGCUUUGUUGCGAAACAGGAAGCCAAUUCUAGAUUUAACUUUGGAUUGGAGAUGCUUAAUGUGAGUCUGGAAGGAGAGUUUACGGUCUAACCAGACACCUAGGUAUUUGUAGUUGUCCACAUAUUCUAAGUCAGACCCGCCGAGAGUAGUGAUUCUAGUCGGGUGGGCGGGUGCAAGCAGAGUUCGAUUGAAGAGCAUGCAUUUAGUUUUACUAGCGUUUAAGAGCAGUUGGAGGCCACGGAAGGAGUGUUGUAUGACAUUGAAGCUCGUUUGGAGGUUUGUUAACACAGUGUCCAAUGAAGGGCCAGAUGUAUACAAAAUGGUGUCGUCUGCGUAGAGGUGGAUCUGAGAGUCACCAGCAGCAAGAGCGACAUCAUUGAUAUACACAGAGAAUAGAGUCGGCCCGAGAAUUGAACCCUGUGGCACCCCCAGACAACAGGCCCUCCGAUUUGACACAUUAAACUCUAUCUAAAUAGUAGUUGGUGAACCAGGUGAGGCAGUCAGUUGAGAAACCAAGGCUAUUUAGUCUGCCAAUAAGAAUGCAGUGAUUGACAAAGUCAAAAGCCUUGGCCAGGUCGAUGAAGACGGCUGCACAGUACUGUCUUUUAUCAAUCGCAGUUAUUAUAUCAUUUAGGACCUUGAGCGUGGCUGAGGUGCACCCAUGACCAGCUCGGAAACCAGAAUGCAUAGCGGAGAAGGUACGGUGGGAUUCGAAGUGGUCGGUGAUCUGUUUGUUAACUUGGCUUUUAAAUACUUUCGAAAGGCAGAGUAGGAUGGAUAUAGGUCUGUAACAGUUUGGGGGCAUGGGCAAGUUGCAGCGGAGGGUGCAGAGCUGGUGGCCGGGGUAGGGGUAGCCAGGUGGAAAGCAUGGCCAGCCGUAGCAAAAUGCUUAUUGAAAUUCUCGAUUAUCGUAGAUUUAUCGGUGGUGACAGUGUUUCCUAGCCUCAGUGCAGUGGGUAGCUGGGAGGAGGUGCUUUUAUUCUCCAUGGACUUUACAGUGUCCCAAAACUUUUUGGAGUUAGUGCUACAGGAUGCAAAUUUCUGUUUGAAAAAGCUAGCCUUUGCUUUCCUAACUGAUUGUGUAUAUUGGUUCCUUACUUCCCUGAAAAGUUGCAUAUCGCGGGGGCUGUUCGAUGCUAAUGCAGUACGCCACAGGAUGUUUUUGUGCUGGUCAAGUGCAGUCAAGUCUGGGGUGAACCAGGGGCUAUAUCUGUUCUUAGUUCAGAAUUUUUAGAAUGGAGCAUGCUUGUUUAAGAUGGAGAGGAAAGCACUUUUGAAGAACAUCCAGGCAUCCUCUACUGACGGAAUGAGGUCAAUAUCCAUCGAGGAUACCCGGGCCAGGUCAAUUAGGAAGGCCUGCUCGCUGAAGUGUUUUAGGGAGUGUUUGACAGUGAUGAGGGGUGGUCGUUUGACCGCGGAUCCAUUACGGACGCAGGCAAUGAGGCAGUGAUCGCUGAGAUCCUGGUUGAAGACAGCGGAGGUGUAUUUAGAGGGUAAAUUAGUCAGGAUGAUAUCUAUGAGGGUGCCCAUGUUUACGGAAUGACAACAUAGUACUAUAUUUACAGUGCCUUCGGAAAGUAUUCAGACCCCUUGACUUUUUCCACAUUUUGUUACGUUACAGCCUUAUUCUAAAAUUGAUUAAAUAAAUAAAAAAUGCAGUAAUCGACACACAAUACUCCAUAAUGACAAAGCGAAAACAGGUUUUUAGAAUUUUUUUGCAAAUGUUAAGGACAACCAUCUCUGCAGCACUCCACCAAUCAGACGGAAGCCACUCCAGACGGAAGCCACUCCUCAGUAAAAGGCACAUGACAGCCCACUUGGAGUUUGCCAAAAAGCACCUAAAGACUCAGACCAUGAGAAAAAAUGAAGACUGAACUUUUUGGCCUGAAUUCUGGAGGAAACCUGGCACCAUCGCUACGGUGAAGCAUGGUGGUGGCAGCAUCAUGCUGUGGGGAUGUUUUUCAGAGGCAGGGACUGGGAGAUUAGUCAGGAUCGAGGCAAAGAUGAAUGGAGCAAAGUACAGAAAGAUCCUUGAUGAAAACCUGCUCCAGAGCACUCAGGAUCUCAGACUGUGGCGAAGGUUCACCUUCCAACAGGACAACGACCCUAAGCACACAGCCAAGUCAACACAGGAGUAGCUUCGGGACAAGUCUCUGAAUGUCCUUGAGUGGCCCAACCAGAGCCCGGACUUGAACCCGAUCUAACAUCUCUGGAGAGACCUGAAAAUAGCUGUGCAGCAACGCUCUCAUUCCAACCUGACAGGGCUUGAGAGCAUCUGCAGAGGAAAAUGGGAGAAACUCCCCAAAUACAGGUGUGCCAAGCUUGUAGCGUCAUACCCAAGAAGAUCAACAAAGUACUGAGUAAAGGAUCUGAAUACUUAUGUAAUGUGGUGUUUCAGUUUUUAUUUUGAAUAAAUUAGCAAAAAUGUCUAAAAAAUCCUGUUUUUGCUUUGUCAUUCUCAGGUAUUGUGUGUAGAUUGACGAGGGAAAAAAACGAUUUAAUCAAUUUUAGAAUUGGGCUGUAACCUAACAAAAUGUGGAAAAAGUCAAGGGGUCUGAAUACUUUCCGAAGGCACUGUAUUUGCUGUUUUGUACACUUAUUUUACCAGGUAAGUUGACUGAGAACACAUUCUCAUUUACAGCAACGAACUGGGGAAUAGUUACAGGGGAGAGAAGAGGGGAUGAAUGAGCCAAUUGGAUGGUCACUUUUUUAACAUCAAAGUAAGGUAAAUAAAAGUAGAAUGUUAGCUCACAUGAAGUCAAGAAUAGGAAGAGCAAAGGCUCACAUAUCUGAAGGUCUGCUGAUGUAUCUAGUUGUUUCAGUCUCUGCUCCUCUCUGGCUGCCUUCCUCAGCCCGAGUACCUGAGCCUGGAAGAGCUGUGUCAGGAGUUCGCAGUGGAGAUGCUGGCCAUGUGUCGCAACCAGAGUGAGGUCACAACGAUCCUGAACAACUGUGAUGACGAUGAUGAAGAUGAGCUGGAUGAGCAGACCUUCGAGGAGGGUAUUCCAACCCUGUCACGCUUACGCCUUGCAGUCAAUUACAAUCAGAAACUGGUAAAAGUCUGCCUUACCUACCCCAUGCCAACUUUAUUAUGCUCAAAAUAAAUUGUCUUCAAACUAAUAAAAAACGAAACGUUUACAACAUCUGUUAUUUUCUUCCAGUUUGUGAGUCAUCCCAUCUGCCAGCAAGUGCUGUCGUCCAUUUGGUGUGGAAACAUCCCAGGGUGGAGGGGCAGCAAGACGGUCUGGAAACUCACGGUGUCUCUUGGGAUCUUCUUCACUAUGCCUUUCCUCUGUAUGAUCUACUGGGUCGCUCCCAAGUCCAAGGUGAGCUAAAAGUAGGUGCUGGAUUCAAUCUAUAUCGCAGAAGUAUCGCGGAAGAUCCGAGUUUAUAGCUCAAUUUAAAUUUAAAGGCAAUGUUCCCGUGUUCGCGGAGACUGCAUUCACGGUAAACGAUGCAUGUGUCGGCUCAAUCGGAAAUUGCCUUUACAUUUUAACGUGAAUCUUCCGCGAUACUUCCCGCGAUAUGGAUUGAAUCCAGCCCUAGGUGAAAAUACAUUGCCUGACUGUUGCUUUUCAGAUGUGUUGUAAGGAUUGUGUUUCUAUUUCAGAUUGGAAAGACUUUGAAGAUACCUGUGAUCAAAUUCCUGCUGCACUCUGCCUCCUACCUGUGGUUCAUCAUCGCCCUUCUAGCUGAGUCUAUUUUCAUGGAGCUGUACCGCGAUGAGUUUGCAUCCCGGCAGCAAAACAUCCUCUACAACUCCCUCCAUAUGAUCUGGGUGGUCGGUAGGUCUAUGUUAUGUUGUAAUUGUUUACUAUCAAUGUAUCAAUCUCUCAUACCCCAAACUCUACACUGAGUAUACAAAACAUUAAGAAAACCUGCUCUUUCCAUGACACAGACUGACCAGGUGAAUCCAGGUGAAAGCUAUGAUCCCUAAUUUAUGUCACUCAAUAUUAGGAAGGUGUUUCGUAAUGUUUGGUAUGCUCUGUGUAUAUAGCGUGUUAGCGAUGAAAGUUUAACCCUAAAUGCUUUUGGCAUAAUAUGAAAAUAUGGGAAUUACCUGAUCCUGCCCCUCUAGGUUUCUUCUGGAGUGAGUGUAAGAAUGUGUGGGCGGAGGGUCUGAGGGGUUACAUGGUAGACUGGUCCAACAUCCUGGACAUUGUAGCGCUCAGCAUGUACCUGGCCUCCUUUGCUCUGAGAGUCUUCAUCAUGGCAACUGCUCACAAUGUUUGCCAGGACAAAAACUUAGUUGAGAAGUGUGCCUACUUCACCCAAACAGGUGAGCUGUACCUACCAACAGUAAAUUAUUUGGGCAUAUUUUAAUUCCGGGUCAUACAACUCAAUAUCCCGUUACUGUAUAUGAUCAUGUAAAGUACAGUAUUGGGUCUAAUCUUAGUGGUCUUUAAGAAUCUUCAUGUAUGGCUAUUUCCUGGGUCAUUGCAGUGCGGGAUGAAUGGUGGCAGGAGGACCCUCAGCUGAUCUCAGAGAUUCUGUUUGCUGUCACCAGCAUGUUCAGCUUCACCCGGCUGGCAUACAUCCUGCCUGCCCAUGAGUCUCUGGGGACUCUGCAGAUCUCCAUUGGGAUAAUGAUCGAUGACAUGAUGAGGUAAGACAAUGCUCAAGUCAGGACACUUUGUGAGAUGUAUUUAGAAAUGAUACUCCAUAAAGUAGUGCGCAAAUAUAAAAAAUUAACAUAUCCUAUUAUUCAAAUAACUACAACACAAAUACAACACAUCUUCCCUCUUAUCCCUUAGGUUCAUGUUUAUCUUGAUGAUCAUUGGAACAGCUUUUCUCUGUGGACUGAAUAAUAUCUACGUGCCCUAUGCAACUUCCCCACAUCUUGGACGGUAUGAAAGUUCUAACUUUUCCAAAAUGUUCCGAACCUACAGAGCUCUAUGAAUUCAUUCAUAUUGCACUUUUCCUUUGGUUUCAGCUUCAAUGAAACCUUCAACUUUCUCUUCUGGACCAUGUUUGGUGUGUCUAAUCAAGGCUAUACGGACAUGCCAGAUUUUGUUCUGGCUCAGUUUGUGGGCAGGGUUCUGUAUGGGGUCUUCACGCUCGUCAUAGUCAUUAUCCUGCUCAAUAUGCUCAUCGCCAUGAUCACUAAUUCAUUCCAGAAGAUAGAGGUAUAAAAUAAUAAUCUGGUAUCACAAAUCAAUACGUCAAACAUGUAAACAUGUGCAUGAUACAUGUAAGGGAAACUUUUUUUUGUUUGUUUUUACAUCUGUUUUAACAAUGUCCUCUUUGACUGCCAUCCUUUUGGUCCCUGUCAGGAUGAUGCUGAUGUUGAAUGGAAGUUUGCUCGUUCAAAGCUCUACUUGAGUUACUUCAGAGAGGGCUCCACUAUACCGGUACCCUUCAACCUCAUCCCCUCUCCAAAGGCCUUGUUCUACUUACUGAGGUAGGCUAGGCCACUGACUGCAACACCGGUCUCUGUAACAAGCUUUAUUCAGUGGAAAUGGUCAUUAAACCAUUCGUCAAGUGUUUGUUUUUCUUUGUCAUAGGGGCUUUUGCUGUUGUUGCAACCAAAAUAAAACUCCAGACUAUCCUCCUAUUGCCUCUGUGGUGGGUUAUAUCAUUUAUUUUACCAACAUUACUACACAGAAGCAUAAUCUCUCCAGACUCAUACGUUUCUUCCUUUACCCUUCCAGUCCAACAGUACAAUGAACGACAGUGGAGAGGCAGGGAAGGACCGAGUGUCAUUUCGCCUGCAGGUGGUCAAGGCGCUGGUACAGCGCUACAUAGAAGCAGCCCGCAGGGAGUUUGGAGAGGCUACACGCAAAGGUAGCGGUACUAAAUGUGCCCACAGUAAGGCAUGCGUUAGCCCUAUACAAGUACCUUGACUAAAGUCGACAAAUGUGACUGCUACAAAUCGUCCUUUGUGUUUCUAUCUCUCAUGGGUGUUUUUUUUUUUUUUAAACAGAUGUGGGGAACAGGAUCACAGAGCUGAACAAGGUGGUGGGGAGACUUCACUCUGAUAUAAAGCAGUUCCAUCAGAACCUGCAGAACAGCAAGUCCUUCGGUUCGAACAGCAAUGGAGGCAACUUCCUGGGCAAGUACAUCAAAGGAGCAAAGAACAACUUUAAGAACUUUGAUAAAAACGAGGCAAUGGGGAAUAGUCCAGACCCGUUACGAGUCGCUGUGCACCUCAUGGGGAAGGUUGAGGGGGGGGAGAAAGAGGUGUUUACAGAGAAAAAUGCCCAUACAAACAACAGUGGGAGCUCCCCAGACAUCAGCCCUGAGUCCAAUAGUGGGCAGGAGUUCCUGGAGAGAGAAACAGAGAGUACCUGCACACAGGGAACAGUGGAGAAAAACACUGACACCAUGUAGUGAUGUAAUCCCUGCUAUGUAGGCUUCUGUAAAUAUUCAAAACAGCUGUGCUUGCUUAUUAUGUAAGUUGCCUACCAUUGUGUAAGAAACCUACCACAUCUUAUUAUGUAAGAAACCUACCACUCCUGGGAUAACUUUACAUACUUUUUUGUCUGAUUAUGCGUGUCAUAAAAAUGUAGAAAUUAGCAAAAGCAUGUUUAUGAGUAGAAAAAGUAAUCAAAUAAUUGCAUGGAUAACCUGAUCAUCAGUAUCAUUUAGUAUUUACAUUUACUGUACCUUAACAUCUCUAUAUAGAGAACUCUGGUAUGAAAAAAAAAUGGUAACACUUUAUUUGACACCCAGUGUAAUAACCAGUUAUGACACGGUCAUAGCCAUGUCAUAACAGCUGACAUAUAACUUGUAAUAACCUGUCAUAAUAUGGUCAUAACACUGUCAUUACCCAUAUAUUUACACCUGUUGUGAUAUAUAUUGCAUUAUUUUAUGGCUGGUUACGACACAUACAGUGUCAAAACCCACAUUUAUUCAAAGUUUGCUUUCGUUUGAAAUCCUUUGUUGUUGUAAUGAAUUCUUUACAGUCAUGUUUUUUCCCAUUUUUUUAAAAUAACUUGUGGAAAAUACACUUUAUGACACUGUCAAUAAGCAUUAUGACCAUCAUGAUCAUAUAAGCCAGAUAGGCCUAUCAGGUACAUGCCCUUAUGUCAGUCAUCAGUCUAACAGAGGGUGUCUUGUCCUGCUCCUGAAAUCUGCUCCUGCAUUCAUCCCAGUCAUCAGAAAUGUGUUAUGACACUGGGUGUCAAGUAAAGUAUAACCGAAAACCUGUGGUACAUAGACAGAAUAAUGUAGACAGAGUAAUGUAGACAGAGUAAUGUACUGCCUGCUUAUGAGUGUAUGGGGAGAUCUGACUGUGACGUUACCACACCGUAAAACAGACUAAACUGUUACACUCCAGCUCAUGACUCAGUCAUUUCAUGUUGUUUCACUUAGAAGGGUAACUGUGUGCUUUCCAGGCUCCAGUGUGUCUGUGUACAGGUGGCAGCUUGCUGUUCACCUGCUGUUUGUGCCAGGCCUGGUGAACCCCUGGGGCGUCCCCAGCCAUUCAUUACCAGGAGCCCAGAGGCCCAGAGGCCCAGAGCACGGUCCUCUAUGGGCCUGGGAAAGGACACCACGGUGUUAGUCACUCCCCACCCCCUGGAUGAUCUGUUCUACACUGGAGCCCCAGUCAAUAAAAAACAAUGA
Messenger RNA from Coregonus sp. 'balchen', 40097 nucleotides. NCBI's taxonomy places the organism in Eukaryota, Metazoa, Chordata, Actinopteri, Salmoniformes, Salmonidae. The record is from the annotation of a GenBank genome assembly.